AUGGCGCUCCCUGGGUGGCUGCCUGCGGCUGCUCUGCUGCUGGUGGUGGUGGGGGCCGCCUCCCUGGCUCUGUACCACUGGCGGCGCUACUGCACGUUCUUCUCGCGCCGCGGCGUCCCCUGCGCCCCCCCGCUGCCGCUGCUGGGCAACAUGCUGGACGUGGUGCUCGGCAGGAGGUCCUUCGCCGACGUCGCUGCCCGUCUGUACCGCCAGCUGGAGCCCUACUCUUAUGCUGGGGUCUACAAUUUAGCGAGCCCAGUGUUGCUGGUGAGGGAUCCCGAAAUCGUCCACGCCAUCACCACCACCGAUUUUGACCAUUUCACCGAUCACGCCGAUUUCAUGAGCGUCGACGGGUGCAACCCACUACUGCAGCGAAUGAUUCUCGCACUGAAAGAGUGCAAAGCAGAGAUAAAUUGUGGGGAAGGUUUUGUUAAUUUUGAGGGUGAUGGAUCAAGGAUCAGUGUGAUGUUUGAUGGAUUGGUUAUAGACAAGGACAACUUAUUAGGGCAUUUGAAAGUGAAGAUGAUGCCUGUAGGGAGUAGUUUGGGUAAUGUUAAGCUGAACUUGGAUUAUAGAAGUGAGGAGGAUACAAAUGGACUGAUAGACGAACUGGAGAACCAAAUGUCUCAAGUUGAAGGGUUAGCUUCCUCAAGAAAGGAAGACAUUUUCACCGUAGAGAUGAAGGACCUCUUCACCCGGGUGGCGAACGAUAUAAUUGCAACGACGGCUUUUGGUCUCAAGGUGGAUUCGCUGAUGGACCGCGACAACAGUUUUUACCGCAUGGGCCGCAGACUGACGAAGGUGAACCCCCUCACCGCUGCUGGUUACUUCGUAUCGCCGAGGGUCAUGCAGGUGCUGGGCAUCCCAUUCUUCGACCGAAAGUCGGUGCAAUUCUUCAGGUCAAUGGUAACGGACGCAAUUCAGGCCAGAAAGAGGGAGGGUAUCGUUCGUGCGGACGUGAUGUAUGUGCUACUGCAAGCACGCCGAGGUGACCCAAGCUCUGAGGAACAAGAGAAGAUCGGACCUACAAAACGCGAUGUUUUGACUCUGACUGACGACGACAUCGCGGCGCAGGCUCUGAUAUUUUUCUUCGGUGGCUUCGAAAACGUGUCAACAGCGCUGGCCUUCUGCAGCCACCUGCUGGCUACACACGCGGAGGUGCAGCGGCGCCUGCUGGACGAGGUGGACGAUCUGAUGCGGAAGAGCGGGGGCCAGCCCAGCUACGAGCAGGUCAUGGCCAGCCAGUACCUCGACAUGGUCGUCUCCGAGUCGCUCCGGAUGUACCCAUCUGCCUUCGUCCUCGACCGCCAGUGCGUGCGACCCUAUCGACUGCCGGCCACAGAGCACUGCCGGGGAGUCGAACUGCGGCCCGGGGACGACGUCUGGGUGUUUGUCCACGCCAUCCACAACGACCCCAAGUACUUCCCACAGCCAGAGCGCUUUGACCCGCAACGCUUUAGCCCCGAGAACAGGCGCAGCAUCAACAAGUCCACUUACUUCCCCUUCGGAUCUGGGCCUCGCAUGUGCAUUGCCCAGAGGUUCGCGUUGAUGGAGGUGAAGCUGGUGCUGGUGCACCUGCUGGCGCGGUUCAGCCUGGUGGCCGUCGCCGAAACGCCGGCGACUCUCCAGACGGACCCCAGCAGUCUGACGAUGGCCAUCAAGGGCGGCAGCUGGCUCGGAGUGCAGCGCAGACGUCGAACACAAUUGGACAGCGAAGUUGCCUCGUUCGGGGGCUCUCGAGAGAGCGCGUUAAUGAGAAAUUUGUAACUGGUACUACUCUAGUACAAGAAUCUUGCAUUCUGUAGAAUAUGAGAGCAGAAGCGGAUCACUGGUAGUCCGUGGAGAACUUUUCAGCUGACGCGCAACACUUGCGACAUACAAAUUCGAGGUCUGUAAAUAAGUAAUGACUCAGAUUUUUUACGAGAAUCUUAAGAACAAA
This is a messenger RNA of Schistocerca nitens (vagrant locust), 1939 nucleotides long. RefSeq names its product cytochrome P450 9e2-like. The transcript has 7 exons. Lineage: Eukaryota; Metazoa; Arthropoda; Insecta; Orthoptera; Acrididae. Gene Ontology annotation, molecular function: iron ion binding; monooxygenase activity; oxidoreductase activity, acting on paired donors, with incorporation or reduction of molecular oxygen. The record is from RefSeq and is a predicted model, not a curated record. The coding region runs from base 1 to 1767 and encodes 588 amino acids.